This is a messenger RNA of Marmota monax (woodchuck), 1800 nucleotides long. RefSeq names its product basic salivary proline-rich protein 2-like. The coding region runs from base 1 to 1800 and encodes 599 amino acids. The record is from RefSeq and is a predicted model, not a curated record. The transcript has 2 exons. NCBI's taxonomy places the organism in Eukaryota, Metazoa, Chordata, Mammalia, Rodentia, Sciuridae.
AUGGGCGGCAAAGACACGUCGUCUCCCCCAGACUCAUGGGUCCCACAACGGGCCGUCCAUGGGCCUGGUCGAGGGCCCCACCCCUCAACUGCGGGUCUCACCCCGAAGCGCUCACACUUGUUCUGCCCGCACCCCAGCGGGGGCCGCGGCCGCCCCGGGGCCUGCUCCCCUGUGGCCACGUGCCACACAGGCAGCUCUCGAGGCCUGGCGGCCGUCCAGGCUGGACGCGGGGGCUCCACAGCUCGCUGCCCCUCUUCCCUAAUGCGUCCGUUUAUCUGCUUGGUGCCGCCGGGGACUGAGCCAGGCCCCGCACGUGCCAGGCCGGUGCCCGACCACCGGCCACAGCCCCCGCCUCUCCCAGGGACCCUUUGGCUCCUCUUUGUCUAUGAAAAGGCCACUCUGUCCUCUGUCGCCCCAUCCCCGCCCCAUGAGCACCCCCACGAGGGGGCAGCCCGUGUCGGCAGCAGGGGCGCCUCUUCGGCCCCCCGCGAGCCCCGCAGAAGGCGCGUGCGGUUGGCCGGGGCGCGGGCAGCCGUCGGCCUCGGCUCCCCCGCACAGCCCUGGCGUGGCCCGGGACGGCCGCCAGCUUUUCUGAAGGGUCCUCAGCUGCGGAGUGUGGACAGUGGCGCCGUGGACCCGGAUUCUGGGCGGGUUCCCGAGAGGAAGCCGCAGCCCAGUGGCCGGGCUCGGCUCGUGGUGGCCGCUCGGUGGCGCUGGCCCCACUCGUACCGCGGAGUCCGUGUCCUGCUGAGGGACGUCUCCACGGACCCGCUCCUCCGGUCGCCCGAGGGCGUGCUUUCCGCGUCCCUUCGUCCUCGUGCCGUCCUCCCGCGCGGCGUCUUUGUGGAGCCGCCCUGUCCCGCCCGGCUCUGCCGCGCCUCGCAGCUUCUUCACGCAGCACGGACACCCGCGUCCGCCACCGCCUCCCGCGCACCCUCACCCCAGGCCCCGAGGUGCCCGCGCCCGCAGGCGGAGGGGUCCCCCAGGACCCGGGACGGCCCCUGCAGGUGGAGAGGUCCCCGAGGACCCGGGACGGCCCCUGCAGGUGGAGAGGUCCCCCAGGACCCGGGACGGCCCCUGCAGGCGGAGAGGUCCCCCCCAGGACCCGUGACGGCCCCUGCAGGCGGAGGGGUCCCCCAGGACCCGGGACGGCCCCUGCAGGCGGAGAGGUCCCCCAGGACCCGGGACGGCCCCUGCAGGCGGAGGGGUCCCCCGAGGACCCGUGACGGCCCCUGCAGGUGGAGGGGUCCCCCAGGACCCGGGACGGCCCCUGCAGGUGGAGGGGUCCCCCAGGACCCGGGACGGCCCCUGCAGGUGGAUGGGUCCCCCCAGGACCCGUCAUGGCCCCUGCAGGUGGAGGGGUCCCCCGAAGACCCGGGACGGCCCCUGCAGGUGGAGGGGUCCCCCAGGACCCGUGAUGGCCCCUGCAGGUGGAGGGGUCCCCCAGGACCCGGGACGGCCCCUGCAGGUGGACGGGUCCCCCAGGACCCGGGACGGCCCCUGCAGGUGGAGGGUCCCCCGAGGACCGUGACUGCCCCUGCAGGUGGAGAGGUGCCCCAGGACCCGGGACGGCCCCUGCAGGUGGAGGGGUCCCCCAGGACCCGUGAUGGCCCCUGCAGGUGGAGGGGUCCCCCAGGACCUGGGACGGCCCCUGCAGGUGGAGGGUCCCCCGAGGACCCGGGACGGCCCCUGCAGGUGGAGAGGUCCCCCAGGACCCGUCAUGGCCCCUGCAGGUGGAGGGGUCCCCCGAGGACCGUGACGGCCCCUGCAGGUGGAGGGGUCCCCGAGGACCGACCGUGA